AUGGCAUCCAAAUCACUGUUAAUUUCUUUAACAUUGGCUUCUCAUCUCGGUGGAUGCCAUAAGCCACACCAUUUCUUUAAGGUAGUCGUUGAAGAUGCUACUCGGAGUGGCAAAGUUGGGAUUCCUGCUAAAUUUGCAAGAGAUUAUGGGAAUUCUCUAUCGAACCCAGUGUUCAUUAAGGUCCCAAGUGGAAAAAUCUGGGAAUUAGAAUUGGUAAAAUGUGGUUUCGAAAUAUAUGAAGGGGGUUGCCAUUUCCAUGUCAUCAUAUUCGAUCGAACCGCAACGGAGAUCGAAUAUCCAGACUUUGAACAAGAAGUGAAGGUUGAAGAGUCCGACGACGAUGAAGAGCUUGUCAAACCUGUGCCUGCAGGGUCUUGGGCUGGAACGAGUGAAACGAUAUCGAGUACGAGAUCUGAUGAAAAAUAUAUUGCUUUACAAACGGUUAGCCGUGCCUUCAAGUCCACAAAUCCAUUCUUUUCUGUUUUCAUGCCACCAAGUUAUGUAGGUCCUAUUACCAACCAUAGCUGUUCAGUGGGAAUACCAAAGGACUUUUCCAGGUUAUAUCUCAAGGACAAUAGCGAUGUUGUUCUCUGUGAUUCUGAUGGGAAAACUUGGGCUGCCGAGUACAUGUCUACAUUUGGAAGUAACGGAUGGGCAUAUGGCGGUGAGACAGCUUUCGGAAGCAAGCUGAUAGCCCAGGAAACAGCUCUUCAGAGAGCUCUGGCUUUCAUUUCUGAUAAUCCUUACUUUGUUGUUGUCUUACGAGCAUCAUAUAUGAACCAUUCAUUGCGUAUACCAAAACCCUUUUCCUGGAUACAUUUGGAGAGCUCCGUCACCAACAUCAAUGUAAACCUAUGUCUUUCGAACGGGAAAUCAUGGCCGGCAAUGCUUCUCCAAAGAAGCAACAUGGGAAGUUCAAAAGUAAGAAUACAUGAUGGAUGGAGGGCAUUCGUCGAUGACAACAAUUUACAUGUUGGUGAUGUAUGUGUCCUAGAGAUGACAAAUCAUGACACUAAAAUCUCCUUCAAAGUACACUUAUUCCAUGCCAUUGCAGAUGCAAAAGGACCUUUAUGCUCGACUCCACAGCAUCAUAAAGCCGAUAUAGAUAUGGCCUCAACCUCAAAGUCUCCAAUGUUCAAAAGAGUUGUGCUGCCAGGCACGCCGUAUGCAAUUUUUGAGCGAUAUUUAACGUCUGGUAGCGAGAUGGUGAGACUUAAGGUUGAAGAUCGAUGGUGGCCUGUGAAGAUAACGAGCAACCGGUGA
Messenger RNA from Hibiscus syriacus, 1263 nucleotides. RefSeq names its product B3 domain-containing transcription factor VRN1-like. NCBI's taxonomy places the organism in Eukaryota, Viridiplantae, Streptophyta, Magnoliopsida, Malvales, Malvaceae. The coding region runs from base 1 to 1263 and encodes 420 amino acids. Gene Ontology annotation, molecular function: DNA binding. The transcript is spliced from 9 exons. The record is from RefSeq and is a predicted model, not a curated record.